AGGCAUCCGCGUUGUAAGAUUUUGGAACAGCCCUCACGUUAUGCAUACACUGGAGAGAGAGAAGAAGAAUCACGAAGACCCCUUUCACGAGAGCUUUUGUUGUUCCGUUUGUUUACGCUAUUCGCGGCGUGUCGCGUGCGUGCCGUGCCGUGCCGUGCCGUGUCGUCGCACCUUGUCGCGUCCUCGUGAAAGCCUAUCCGCGUGAAAACAGCAUGCCCAGCAAAAAGAAAAAAUAUAACGCUCGUUUCCCAGCGGGUCGUAUCAAGAAGAUUAUGCAGACGGACGAGGAGGUCGGGAAGGUCGCCCAAGCGGUGCCAAUCAUAAUCUCUAGAACUCUAGAACUGUUUGUACACUCAUUGUUAACGAAGACCAUGCAGAUCACGAGUGCCAAAAAUGCUAAGACUCUAAGUCCAUCUCACAUGAAACAGUGCAUCUUAUCCGAGAGCCGAUUUGACUUUUUGAAAGAUCUAGUGAAGUCUCUGCCUGAUGUAUCAGGACCUGAUGAUGAGGUGCCUACGUCACCGGAUACUCCUGCUCCACUACAGAUCAAUCUAUCAAACACAACUACUGCAUGUUCUACUGUAACACAGCAAUCUGAUCCAUUAGAAUAUCAAAAACAACUGGGAUUGCCAAUUAGCAAUGAAUCGAAUGUAAAUCAUAAAAGUACAAAAGAUAAUGGAUCGAUCGCAAUUUCAAAUAAUCCCAUUAACCAAAGGGCAGUAGGAGGACACUCGCAGGUUCCAGAAUUCCAAAUAUCUAUACCUGCAUCCUUUCAAAUUAGUCAACCAAAUUUUUAUACGGAGGUUAAUCCAAGCGCAAGUAAUCAGCCGACAUCGAACUUUGCUCACACUGCCAAUAUUGAUGAGGAUUAUGAUACAUAAUCUCUUUAUGAAAUUUAGGAAGUUAAAACUUAUCUUGUUAGUUUUCGCACAUAAUUAGCUGAAGAUGGUAAUAACGACGCGCUUAUACGCGCAACAGAAAUAUUUUUCAGAAUUGCUCAUCUGUUAAAUUAGCUUUAAUUGAUUCUAAAAAUUGACUUUAAAAAACUCAGAUUGAGGCAUUUCUAUAUAUUUGCUCAUUUUUUAUUUUUAUACAAGGUGAUUCAAAACUUUAUC
Molecule: messenger RNA, 1115 nt
Organism: Camponotus floridanus (Florida carpenter ant)
Lineage: Eukaryota; Metazoa; Arthropoda; Insecta; Hymenoptera; Formicidae
Gene: NC2alpha
Product: nuclear transcription factor Y subunit C-8
Exons: 5
Coding region: 213-881 (222 amino acids)
Biological process (GO): negative regulation of transcription by RNA polymerase II; transcription by RNA polymerase II; positive regulation of transcription by RNA polymerase II
Cellular component (GO): nucleus; negative cofactor 2 complex
Molecular function (GO): protein heterodimerization activity; RNA polymerase II general transcription initiation factor activity; transcription coactivator activity
Source: RefSeq, a predicted model, not a curated record